AUGGGGAAUGAAACCAAGAUUAUAGAUCUCGAUAUUUAUAAUGGAGCUCUAUCUGACACAUCACAUACUCUACUAGGGGUUUAUAUGACGUUUGUCGGUCUUUUAUCGUGUUCUGGGAAUGGUCUUAUUAUCUAUGUAUUUAUCAGGAAUCGAUUGUUUCGACAGCCACCUAUCAAUGUUUUUAUAAUUAGUUUGGCGUCGGGUAACUUGUUAGAAUCGUCCCUAGGCUUCCCGUUAUGUGCUGCAUCAAAUUUCGCUAGAAGAUGGUUAUUUGGAUCAGUUCUGUGUAAUUUUUAUGGUUUCACGUGUUAUUCAGCCACCUUGGCGAAUAUGUCGACCUUCGUAGUCAUUAGUUUAUACAGAUAUAUUGUGAUCUGUCGUCCAGAAAGAGUUUCUCACAUGUUAACUAACAGUAAUAUCAGAAAAGCUAUUUGCGGUGUCUGGAUGUAUGCUUUAUUCUGGGCGACGUUACCCCUGGUCGGCUGGGGAGGGUACAACCUGGAACCUUAUAAAACAUCCUGCAGCCUCGACUGGACCAAUACCUCCAUCAACUCUAAAACCUAUAUUAUCUGUGUAUCACUGUUCGUGCUGAUGAUACCACUGAUGAUUAUGAUCAUAGCUUACAGUGCUAUUAUCUGCCAAACCAAAACCCAUAUAUCAAGCCUCACGUCCAGUGGAGAGGUGAAUAACUUGCCGAUAGACCAUGCCCAACAUGGGGUACAAGUUGUUAGUGAUAUUGAAAACAGAAUUUCAAAGAUAGUCUCAGUCACUAUUAUUCUCUACGUUAUUUCUUGGAUGCCUUACGCCAUUUUUUCUCUGAUGUCGACGUGGGGGGUAAUUUUCGAUCCAAACUUCACCGUUAUUCCUAUUAUGUUGGCAAAAACCCAGUGUGCAUAUACUCCACUUAUUUAUAUAAUUGGACACAAGAAGUUUCGUCGAACUAUUUUCGCUCUAGUAGGAGUAAGCAGUGCUUCUAACCACGUGGCUUCGCAGGGUCAGUUCAAUAGAAAAAAACCUGCAGAAAGGAUACAGUUGGGUUAA
Lottia gigantea (owl limpet) is the source of this 1041-nucleotide messenger RNA. RefSeq lists its product as hypothetical. Gene Ontology annotation, molecular function: G protein-coupled receptor activity. NCBI's taxonomy places the organism in Eukaryota, Metazoa, Mollusca, Gastropoda, Lottiidae. The transcript is spliced from 5 exons. Bases 1 to 1041 code for a protein of 346 amino acids. The record is from RefSeq and is a predicted model, not a curated record. Gene Ontology annotation, cellular component: membrane. Gene Ontology annotation, biological process: G protein-coupled receptor signaling pathway.